Messenger RNA from Mollisia scopiformis, 1620 nucleotides. Its product is annotated as cytochrome P450. The record is from RefSeq and is a predicted model, not a curated record. The coding region runs from base 1 to 1620 and encodes 539 amino acids. The transcript is spliced from 6 exons. NCBI's taxonomy places the organism in Eukaryota, Fungi, Ascomycota, Leotiomycetes, Helotiales, Mollisiaceae. Gene Ontology annotation, molecular function: oxidoreductase activity, acting on paired donors, with incorporation or reduction of molecular oxygen; heme binding; iron ion binding.
AUGGGAGGAUACGCAGAGACAUUACUCCCAGGCUCUGCGCCUCCCGCUGUACCAACAACUGCGUUUCUCGGGUUCUUGGCUCUCCUUUGGAUCAUUCUCACACGAGAAGCAACUCCAUUGCGAAAAAUCCCUGGCCCAUUUCUUGCCAGUAUCACAAGACUAUGGAUCGUCCAAAAACAACGAAGUUUUCAAAGACCGCUCGUGGACAUUGAUCUGCACAAGAAAUACGGACCAAUUGUUCGCAUUGCUCCGAACGAAGUUCUGAUUUCGAGUCCUCAGGCUUUUCGAACAGUUUAUGGAGCUGGUAGUAAUUUCAGGAAAGGAGACUGGUACAUCGGGACGAGUGCAUGUGGAUGGUCCGGUGAUGACAACCUGGAUUUUCUCAAUGAGCAAAACGUUGAAAAGUACCGCACUCAAAGACGGGCUGUAGGACCCGCGUAUUCCGAGGCUUCGAUGAAAGAUCUGGAACCUCAGAUUGAUGAGGUUCUUGAGAAAGAUAUUAGCAUCAUGCGGCAACGAGCAGAUUGUUAUUCUAUGACUUCGUUUUCGAAAUCUAAGGAUUUGGUUGAGAAGAAUGAGGUCGAUGGCUCUAUUCAUGCAAUUCAUGCUGCUUGGAAAUAUAUGCAUGUAAUCGGAUACUUCCCCCUCCUUCAUCGAGCGCUCACAGCGGUCUUGCACAUCGCAUCCAGCGGGUCAACAUCCAUCAUCCACAUGAUCAACACAUUCUUCCCAUUCAUAGAGCGAGAAACUCGCGGCGCCAAAACAACAUCCGACAAUCCAUUCGCAUUCCCGAUUCUUAAUGUAGAAGCUCGUUUCGAGGCCCGCAAAUCCUCCUCCCUUGACCCAAAAUCGCAACAUGUUCCCAACGAUAUAGCAGGAAAGCUCUUCCAGCUUCAAGCCGACAAGGGAGUCCUGAAAGACCACUGGGUGAUGAAUAUGGUGAUGACGAACUUCGGAGCCGGUGUGGAAACUACUGCCAUUGUGGUCUCUACACUAAUCAACAACAUCGUCUCUCAUCCUGGAUGUCAAGAGAAAGUACAUGCUGAGCUUGACAAAGCGAGGAAAGAGGGGAGGAUAGGGAAAAUUCCGCAGUUGAGAGAGAUGAAAGAGCAGUUGCCGUAUUUGAAUGCUUGUUUGAUGGAGAGUAUGCGGAUGCAUUCUGUGGUUGGUAUGCCGCUUGUGAGAGUUGUGCCAGAAGGUGGUGUUGAGUUGGAGGGGAAGUGGUUACCUGCUGGUACUACUGUGGGGAUCAAUCCUUGGGUUUUGUGCAGAGACAAAUUUCUGUAUGGGGAAGAUGCAGAUGAAUGGCGACCUGAGAGAUGGCUAGAGUACAGCCCUGACAAACUCAAAUACCUUGGUAUGCUCCCCUAUGCUAUGGCUGCUUGUUUCUCAUCCUUAACUUCAACAGAAACAUACAGCGUCUCAUUCGGCACUGGAGCUAGAUCAUGUCCUGGAAAAUACCUCGCCCAAGCAGUCUACACCAAAAUGAUCCCGAUGCUGUUCCAAGAUUUCGAAUGGAGCUAUACAAAUCCAGAAGCGAAGAAGGUGCUGCAGUGUACUUUUUCUGUAAGGUAUAUGAAGUUGAUGAUGCAAUGGAAAUUACGAGAGCAGACUGCAUGA